AUGAGUGCUGUUUCUCAGCAUCAAAUGAAUGAAAGUGACUUGGGAAAAGACGCAAACGUCCUCAUUAUGGAACUGAACAAAGGUCUCCAGUCUCCAAACCUUGGUGAGCAAUGUAAGGCUAUAGCUCAAUUUCCCAACCUACUUGAAAAAUAUCCCUUUCCAAUGGUCGUUAAUUCCAUUUUCUUAAAGAUUGCACAAAUCUUCUGCGAUGGUCUGUUCGGCACAUUGAGUCGAAUCACCUCGGAGCAUAUUGGAGUGCAUCAUGCCAUUCUGAAGCAAAUAGAUUCUCACUAUGAAGUAGAAUCAGAUGCAGCUAUCUGGUCCAGUCACCAACUGGCUUCCAUGUCCAGACUGACAGUUCGAGUGAUACAGUUAGCGUGCAAACUGCUGGUUCUGUUGGCUAAUUCACAGCCAUCCGAGAUGGACGGAUCCGUUUGUGGUCUGGGACUUGGCGAAUUUGUCACCCUGGUGAUCACACACUUCCUCAUUCCGAAGGAAAACCGCAGCUGUCCCGCCCCUUGGUUUCUAUCAUCAGACGAGCUGUCUGAGGACGAUAUGAAGCUCACCUACUCGUUACUGGUUCAGCUGUUCAGCUGCUUCCCGAACUACGCUUCUUGCUUACAUGAAAUGGAUCUCUGGCGUCUGGUCACUUUGGGUAAGUCGCUUGCGUCAUCAACGUAA
Molecule: messenger RNA, 681 nt
Organism: Echinostoma caproni
Lineage: Eukaryota; Metazoa; Platyhelminthes; Trematoda; Plagiorchiida; Echinostomatidae
Source: the annotation of a GenBank genome assembly